Messenger RNA from Necator americanus (New World hookworm), 804 nucleotides. RefSeq lists its product as uncharacterized. The coding region runs from base 1 to 804 and encodes 267 amino acids. Gene Ontology annotation, biological process: muscle contraction. The transcript has 8 exons. NCBI's taxonomy places the organism in Eukaryota, Metazoa, Nematoda, Chromadorea, Rhabditida, Ancylostomatidae. The record is from RefSeq and is a predicted model, not a curated record. Gene Ontology annotation, cellular component: troponin complex.
AUGUCAGACUUCGACGAAACACUCCGCUACGGCGGCCCGCAGGCCGACGAAGGAACUGACGAUGCCGCCCGCAAGGCUGAGGAACGCGAACGCAAGAAGGCCGAAGUCCGAAAGAGGCUGGAAGAAGCCGGCAGCAAGAAGAAGGCGAAAAAAGGCUUCCUCACACCAGAAAGAAAGAAGAAACUUAGGAAACUUCUCAUGAUGAAAGCCGCCGAAGAUCUUAAGCAGCAACAAUUGUUGAAAGCACAGGAACGACAGAAGGCGCUCGCUUCACGAAUUAUCCCAUUGCCAGACGUUGAUAAGAUUGAAGAUAAGGGACAACUCGAAAAAAUCUACAACGAUAUGUUCGAACGGGUGAAGAAAUUGGAAGAGGAGAAAUACGACAUCAACUUCGUUGUUACACAAACUGAAGCCGAAAUCAAUGAACUCACGAUUGCCGUCAAUGACCUCCGGGGCAAAUUCGUAAAACCAACAUUGAAGAAGGUCUCCAAAUAUGACAACAAAUUCAAGAAGAUGGCUGAUGAGAAGGCGAAGGUAAAGGGUGAGAAGGCCGACUUCAGGGCGAAUCUUAAAGUCGUCAAAAAAGAAAACGCUAUUGAAGACAUUAUGGCUAAGACAAAGAAGAAGGAAGACAAACCCGACUGGUCGAAGAAGCCGCCAGCGGAGAAGAAGGAAGAGGAAGUGAAGGAAGAAGCUGCACCACCACCACCACCUGCAGCAGAAGAGCCUGAAGCAGAAGAGGAAGGAGGCGAAGAGGAAGAGGGAGGGGACGAAGAGGAGGAAGAAGAGGAAGAGGAGGAGUAA